GCGGCUGGGAGGAGGCGCGGUGAGGCCGGGAGCGGCGGGGCCGGCAGCGGCGGCGCAGUCGCGGGCGGGCUGUGAGGCUGGCGCCAUCUCGCCAUGGCUCGCGAGUUCGAGCUGUGCCCCGGGCGGCGCGUCGGCGGCGACCAGCCCUGCUUCAUCAUCGCCGAGAUCGGGCAGAACCACCAGGGCGACCUGGACAUCGCCAAGCGCAUGAUCCGCAUGGCCAAGGACUGUGGAGCAGACUGUGCUAAGUUCCAGAAGAGUGAACUGGAGUACAAAUUCAACAAGAAAGCCUUAGAAAGGCCCUACACCUCUAAACACUCCUGGGGAAAGACCUAUGGGGAACACAAGCGCCACUUGGAGUUCAGUCAUGACCAAUAUAGAGAGCUAAAGAAGUAUGCAGAGGAGAUUGGCAUUUUCUUCACAGCUUCUGGCAUGGAUGAGAUGGCUGUGGAAUUUCUACAUGAGCUGGAUGUUCCAUUUUUCAAAGUAGGAUCAGGAGAUACAAAUAAUUUUCCAUAUUUGGAAAAGACUGCAAAGAAGGGUCGCCCAAUGGUGAUUUCCAGCGGGAUGCAGUCAAUGAACACAAUGCAUCAGGUUUAUCAGAUUGUGAAGCCCCUCAAUCCAAACUUCUGCUUCCUGCAGUGCACCAGCGCGUACCCACUUCAGCCAGAGGAUGUCAACCUCCGUGUUAUAUCGGCAUAUCAGUCAGCUUUUCCUGAUAUCCCCAUUGGCUAUUCGGGGCAUGAAACUGGCAUAGCCAUUUCAGUGGCAGCUGUUGCUAUGGGUGCUAAAGUACUGGAGCGCCAUGUGACUCUGGACAAAACAUGGAAAGGAAGUGACCACCAAGCAUCUCUGGAGCCAAAUGAGCUGGCAGAGUUAGUGAAAGCCAUCCGUACUGUGGAAAAAGCAAUGGGUUCUCCAAUCAAACAACUCUUGCCCUGUGAAAUGGCUUGCAAUGAAAAGCUGGGAAAGUCAGUCGUGGCAAAAGUGGCAAUUCCUGAAGGUUCAAUAUUGACACUUGACAUGCUGACGGUGAAGGUGGGAGAACCAAAGGGAUUUCCCCCAGAAUCCAUCUUUGAUCUGGUGGGACAGAAGGUUAAAAAAAAUAUUGAAGAAGAUGAAACCAUCACUGAGCAAGUAGUGGAAAAUCAUGUGAAAAAAGUGAAGUGCUAAACCAAAGCAGUCCAUUUCAUAUUUCUCAAUGCACUACUACACAGUGUGUUUGAGAAUAGCAGCAUGGUAGAUUAGAAGAAAGGGGUAUAAUUAUGAGGGUGCAAACAAGUUAGAAUUUUCAGGUUCUUAUUAGCAGGAAGUUUCAGAAGCAAGGGGAUAUAAAUUAUGAAGAUUUUAUUAGAAACUGUAUAGCAUCAUGCCUAGGAAAUGCCAUGAUCCUCUCUUCUCCAUUCCACUUAGCCUAGAUUAAUUUGGAGUAUUGCCAAAUAUAAGGUCACAGUCUGCUGCUUUCCAGCUGUCCUCUUCUGUUAAGAAUACAGUAAAUUGUGAGAAUUUUGUCUACACUUUCAAUUGUUCUAGCCAUGUAUCUUUUGAUAUUCCUCUCUUUUCUGCCAUUUGCCUCACCCCUGUGAUAGCAGGACUCUGGUUGAACACAGAUAAGUGGAAGUUUACAUACACUGAACAGAAAACUACAAAUGCAACCUGGAUGGAUUUUUUUUUUAAGAUGAAAGUCUUAAAAGUGUCAUGAUAAAGCAGUGGGUUGUGGGAAUCUGUAUUCUGUGGGGAAAUGGGCUUCUUGAGAAAGCUAGGUUCUCAAGAGAUAGUACCAGGAACGGAAGCAUAUGGAAUAUUUAGAAAGGUUCCAUUUAAGGGGCAAGAGAGCCUUUUAUAAACUGAAAGGCACAAAAGGCAAGCCAGAGAGAUGGAGCAGGGAAGAAAAGUAGAUGUGAGAUGAAUCAGUAGAAAUAAGCUUAACCUGUGCUUGUGAAAAGUAUCUAUUGCUAGUUGACUGAAGUCUGGAAUGUUAAGUCUAUUCUGCAGAGCAUUUGGAUGCCUCUGUUUGAACCUGAGUGGCAAGUUCUCAGGUAGGAAGCCAAAUGCUGGUGAAGCUUGAGCUGCUUUUUUUUUUCUGUACUAACCAGCAAAUCCUCUACAUUGGGGUUUUUCUCUCAACACUGGCAUGUGAGAUGGCUGAGGCUGACUGCCUGACUACACCACACCAUUAUGCUUCAGCAUGAUGGUUGGUACACCUUUUGUGUGCUCUGCUCUUGCUUCCCAGCUUCUCACUUUUCAAGUGAGAGAUGCAAUCCCACUCCUAUUGGCUGCUGCUUUUCCCUUUGACCAGAAGGUAGCCAUAUAACAGCAGCUGCAAACCAGCCAUUCUUCAGUUACAUUGCUUAGCACAGCACUGCUUUGCAAUAAUUCAUCUGCUUUUUUUUAUGUGAUGGAAUCAUUUACUAGUGAUGGUUACUUGGAACUUGCUACUUUUAGGUCAUGAGUUGGUGAAGUGUCUUGAAUGUGGUGGUGAGUGGUUUUGUUUAAACCUGUUUAAACAUAAAUUGUUUACUUCAAAAAUGUUUACCCUUGUGCAAUUUUGAGGAAACUGUAUUCAUAUCUUUAAAUGGGGAAACAGGGGUAGGAAACUGUAUUCAGAUAUUUAAAUAGGGAAACAGAGAUUGAGUCAUAUAUAUACUUAACCAUAUGUGAGCUGUGACUGAUGCAGUAUAUUUGCCUUACAUUAAAAAACUACUCAAUUGUUAAAAGA
Parus major (Great Tit) is the source of this 2719-nucleotide messenger RNA. It is a transcript of the gene NANS, whose product is annotated as N-acetylneuraminate synthase. Bases 94 to 1173 code for a protein of 359 amino acids. Gene Ontology annotation, biological process: carbohydrate biosynthetic process. NCBI's taxonomy places the organism in Eukaryota, Metazoa, Chordata, Aves, Passeriformes, Paridae. The record is from RefSeq and is a predicted model, not a curated record. Gene Ontology annotation, molecular function: N-acylneuraminate-9-phosphate synthase activity. The transcript is spliced from 6 exons.